This is a messenger RNA of Penicillium brevicompactum, 1509 nucleotides long. Its product is annotated as translation initiation factor 4B. Gene Ontology annotation, molecular function: RNA binding. The record is from RefSeq and is a predicted model, not a curated record. The transcript is spliced from 7 exons. Bases 1 to 1509 code for a protein of 502 amino acids. Lineage: Eukaryota; Fungi; Ascomycota; Eurotiomycetes; Eurotiales; Aspergillaceae.
AUGGCUCCCAAAAACAAGGCUCAGAAGAUGUCUAUGAGCACCUUCUUGGCCGAUGAAAGCCUUGGCUCUUGGGCUGAUGAGAUGGAGGAUAUGCCUCUGCCUUCCACCCAGCCCUUGUCUUCCACUUUCCAGCGUCGCCCUAUGGGCGGCGAGACCAGCUACGGCGCUGGCCCUACCGGUGGUUUUGAGCGCGAGCGUGGUGGAUAUGCCGUCCGAGAGCCCCUCGAUCUUCCUACCCAGCCUCCCUACACCUGCCACGUCGGUAACCUUUCUUUCGAAGCCACCGAGGCCGAUAUCUCCGAGCUUUUCGCCGGAUGUGGUGUCACAAACGUCCGUGUUGUGGAGGACAAGUUAACAAAGGCCCCCAAGGGUUUCGGAUAUGUUGAGUUUGAGACCGUCGAUGGCCUCCAGAAGGCCCUGGAUCUGUCCGGCUCUUCCCUUCAGGGACGGUCGAUCCGCACCAGUGUCGCAGAGCCUCCCAAGGAGUCUCGCAUGGAAGGAAAGGAUCUGGACUGGUCUCGCCGUGGCCCUCUCCCCGAACUUCCCCAGAGCCGUGUGCCCGACCGUUCCACAUUCGGACGUGGUAUGGACCCCGCCAUCGAUGCGGGCGCUGAUCGUGGUCCCCGCCGCAGCAACUUCGAGUCCGACGGAAAGCCACGUGACUUCAACAACUGGGAGCGCAAGGGUCCCCUUUCGCCCUCCGCCGGUGGUCCUCCCCGCGAGGGUGGUCGCCCUAGCAGCAACGACGGACCUGGCUCCAGCUUCCGCCGCAACGAGGCCGCAUGGGGCGAGGGCCGAUCCCAGGAUGAGGGCUCCCGCCCUCCCCGCCCCGAGCACGUCCGCCCGGAGCCCACACCUACCGCCGCCGACAUGGACAACCAGUGGCGCGCCCGCAUGCGCCCCGAUGACGCCCCCAAGGAGCAGCCCACCUCCCCCGCUUCUCCUUCGGCCACUCCCGCUGCCCCCGCUGCUCCCGCUAGCCGCCCCAAGUUGAACCUUACCAAGCGCACCGUUUCUGAGAACCCCACCACACCCACCUCAGGUGGUGACUCCAAGGCCAGCCCCUUCGGCGCCGCUCGCCCUAUUGACACCGCCACUCGUGAGCGUCAAGUUGAGGAGCGCCGUCAACUUGCCAUCCGCCAAAAGCAGGAGGCCGCCGACAAGGCCAAGGCCGAGAAGGCCGAGAAGCACGCCGAAAAGCAGAAGCAGCUCAAGGACGCUGCCCCUCCAGUGGACCACAACGGAAAGGACGUCCUCGAGACCCCCAAGGGUGGUGGUAACUUCGAGAUCCUCCAGCGCGCUGGUGAGGAUGGUGAAGUGAUCGCCGAGAAGGAGACUGAGGAGACGGCGGCCGCGCCCGCUGAGGCACAGAAGGAGACCACCAACGGCACCUGGAGAACCCCGGCUCCCGAGGCCGGUGCCACUGGCGGUGACGACGAAGGCUGGAGCACGGUCAGCGUGGGCAAGCGCAACAACCGCCGUGGACAGACUGGUCGUGGAUUCGCAUAA